This is a messenger RNA of Esox lucius (northern pike), 1623 nucleotides long. RefSeq names its product DNA-damage-inducible transcript 4 (gene ddit4). The transcript has 3 exons. Gene Ontology annotation, biological process: response to hypoxia; apoptotic process; negative regulation of TOR signaling. NCBI's taxonomy places the organism in Eukaryota, Metazoa, Chordata, Actinopteri, Esociformes, Esocidae. Gene Ontology annotation, molecular function: 14-3-3 protein binding. The record is from RefSeq and is a predicted model, not a curated record. Gene Ontology annotation, cellular component: cytoplasm. The coding region runs from base 242 to 964 and encodes 240 amino acids.
GCAGAAAUCCUGCAGAGCUCGACAGCUGAGAAACGGGUGGACGUAGAGAGACAGUGGGGUGGUUUGACUGGGAAGCCUUUGUCCUCGAAAGCACAGCACUUAUUUUUUUUAUCAACUCACCCAAAGUGGAAUACAAGUGAAAGAACAUCUCCACUUUAACUGCAGUACAUGUCUUUAGCGAGAUCUAUGAAACCACACUUCAGAAGUUGAAGUAACGUUAAACACUUACUGACGUUACCAAAUGAAAACCAUGCCUGCACUUCCUACCACCAUGGUCCCUGAUUUCGACUGCUCCGGUUCCAGCUCCUCUCUAUUGGACGCCGCCUCCAGACGCUCUUCAUGGGGCAAACUAGUGCAGAAGUUAAACGACUUCAGUGGGUCCUACAACAGCAGUUGUCACAGCGUAGAUACAGACUCCGACCAUGGCAGCAGGACUGACCUGUCAGAAACAGGGUUUGAUUUCAGCUUGGAUAUGCCCUCACAUGUUGACGACACCUUGUUCUACGAUGAUCUCCAAACCAUGGAGGAGACCCUACUGAAAGAAGUUGUCGAACUCAUUGCCUGUAGCUUGAGGGAAGCUAAGAACAGUGCUCUGCGAUGCACCAAACUCCUCAUCCCAGAGAAGCUUCUAGAGCACAUUGGUAAAGAGCUCCUCCACCUGGCCGCCAGUGAGCCCUGUGGCCUGAGGGGGGCUGUCAUAGACCUCUGUGUGGAACAGGGGGAGACUUGUCAAAGCAUGGAACAGAUCGCGGUGGACCCCUACCUCGUUCCCACCUUCCAGCUCACACUGGUGCUGAGGCUUGACUCCGGAGGACUGUGGCCCAAAAUCCAAGGGCUGUUCACCACAAAGUCUCAAUCUCUAUCCAGUCCCGUGAAGAGGCCGGCAAUCAGAUUAAGCACGGGCUUCCGAGUGAUCAAGAAGAAGCUGUACAGCUCCGAGGAUUUGCUUAUUGAAGAGUGCUGAAGAAAACCAAAGACUUCCUUAAAUGUUUCUAAUAAACCUUGUCACUUGUGUCCUACCUACAACACUCAUCACAGGGCCUUAGUUAUCAGCAUUUGUGAUGCAAGUCUGGUCUGAUUUCACGGACCGCUCUGUUAGAGAAAAUGGUGGUUACAUUGUCAUGUGCAUUUCCAUUAUUUGCAGAUAGGUGCCCUCUGUUUUAAGGCACAGUUGACUGUGUGGAAAAACAGUAAACCCUUUUGUCAUUAGCGCAUACAGCACAGACUGAAAAUGAAGUUUCUUGCACUUACAAAUUAUGGGUGGUCUUACCAAUUUACUGCAAUUGUAACAUUUUGUUUUUACCUCAGUUUCUAUUGAAACCAGACUAUGGCAGCUAGCUAUACUGUAAUGUCUGUGGCCUUUUCCGAAGUUAUUUUGGCCAUCCUUUUUAUUGUACUCCAUGGUAAGUGGACUGCACCAACAUAUUUGGUCAGAGACCAACCUUGCUUACCAGUUCUGGCUCCAACUGUAGUAUCCAAUUUGUGACCCACAGGUCAAAAUUACUUGAGCCCCAUGCAUACUGAUCUGUGCAUAUAAUUUAUUUGAUAUUCAAAUAUUCACAUUGCACUGUUUUGUACUUUUCAUUUAAAGAACUUGACAAUAAACUAAAAAAUGUUUUCCAA